Punica granatum (pomegranate) is the source of this 939-nucleotide messenger RNA. Lineage: Eukaryota; Viridiplantae; Streptophyta; Magnoliopsida; Myrtales; Lythraceae. The record is from RefSeq and is a predicted model, not a curated record.
UGUUAUGCAGAACCGAUCCGGCCCCGAGCCUAAAUAAUUUUUUCCGAUAGUCUCAUCUCAUAGGUGAGUCACGCGGCUCUCAAUACGGACUCGAAAUUAAAUAUCAAAUCCCGUUAGUUGAGGCAGAGGCACAUAUAAAUAGUAAUCCUUCCCUCUCCGAGAAGAAAUCAAAUUAAAUAAGAGCAAUAAAAGAGCUGAAAUUGCUUGACGGAGAAUAGCGGUUGCAGGGCUCGUGGUCGGGAUCCGGCGAGGUUCGUCGGAGCUCCGAGCGCAAUGUCGAUGUUGAGGUUGACGGAGAUGAAGGGUUCCUGCACGCUAUUGGCGUCGGUGCUGACCGCGUCCGCGGCGGCUGUCACAUCCUCCGCUUCCGCCUCCGCUUCCCCUGCAGAUCCCGCCUGUGCUUCUUAUCCCUGUUCGAAGCAGGUGCAGUCUUCUCAAUCAAAGGUGAAUGUUAACUCAACCUCGUCAUCGUUGGAGAAAAAGUUUGCCCCGAGAUUCGACGGCAUAAGGUUCAUCGAGACACUAGUCACCGCCCACAGAUAAGAACGCCCCAUCACGCCACUCUUGACCUCGGGAACUUAUACCUCUUAUUAUUAGGAAGAUUUAUCUUCCUAUUAUACCUCUUGAUUCGAUUGGAUUUAAUAGGAACAUUGUUAGGUUGCGGUUGCCAUGUGAUCAGAAGACGGCUGUUUGAGUUUUUUUCCAAGAAGAACGGUUUCUGUCAGCUGAGUCAUGUUCUUGUUUCCAAUUUGUGUUAACUGAUAAUGCUGAGGUGGGGUUGUCCACAGUUUUGGCGAUGGUUUUCUUCGUAAUUUUUGGGAAUUAAGUCGAUGUGGUCGUCGACAUUGCUUGUUUAUGGACAAGUGUUAUAUGGUCGUGUCAUUAACAUUCUUCCUUGUGGAUUGCGUGGAGGACUUUGGAAUUGUCUUAUUUCUGUCA